AUGCUGCGCACGGACCAGCUGCGUACAGACCAGUGCGCACAGCCUCCCCUAAACUUCCCCUGGAACAAACCUUUCAACACCUGCACUUCAGUGGGCGGUGUUUGUCCUAACGGACGCUACGCGCACCUCCCCGUCCUUCCCCCAUCCAUUGUGGCUGCCUGUCAAGGCCAGGUUCAUGCCUUCGACUCGCAGGACCUCAUCGACGUCUACAUCCCAGAUGGCCGUGAGACUGUCAUCUACACUUGCGAGCAGCAGCCGUGCCCCAAUGGAACACCCCAAUCAGUCACGCAAGAUUACCCGCGCUACAAGGCAAUCAGAAGGGCCCAACAUCUGCUUGGCCCUCGCAGCACCCUCGCAUCUCGAUCCACCUCGCGGCACUCUCACCCUGUCUCCCCCAGCUCCCGCUUUCCCCAAACUGUCACCAGACCCAGUCAAGCGCGAGGAGAUCUCCCUUCAGACCCUGCGCCAGAGCCUGAGCCUGAGGAGAGUGCGAGUGAAGAAGGAGUCUCGGAGUCCGAGUCCGCGGAUCCUGCUCAGCCCACCUCGCUGACAGUGCUCGCCCCCGCGUCAGCAGUCCCUAAC
Molecule: messenger RNA, 582 nt
Organism: Postia placenta MAD-698-R-SB12
Lineage: Eukaryota; Fungi; Basidiomycota; Agaricomycetes; Polyporales; Adustoporiaceae
Exons: 3
Source: RefSeq, a predicted model, not a curated record